Messenger RNA from Sorghum bicolor (sorghum), 3598 nucleotides. RefSeq names its product putative disease resistance RPP13-like protein 1. Gene Ontology annotation, biological process: defense response to other organism. The transcript is spliced from 3 exons. The coding region runs from base 245 to 3373 and encodes 1042 amino acids. The record is from RefSeq and is a predicted model, not a curated record. Lineage: Eukaryota; Viridiplantae; Streptophyta; Magnoliopsida; Poales; Poaceae. Gene Ontology annotation, molecular function: ADP binding.
GAUACUAGUACGUACGCCCGCCCCUCUGGCAAGCUAGCUAGCUAGAUUCAGAACAGAACAGCUAGCUAGCGUUGAUCCUAUCGAUCGAGCUAUAGCGUAGUGGCGACAGAUGCAUCCGGCGGCCAUGGAUGCCGGAUAGCUAUCAUCUCAACAUCGUCGUCAAACUGCGGUGGCGGUGCAGUUCGCUGGUUCUCCAGAAUCGCAGGCCCAGGGGCGGGUGAGUUAUUUGGUGUCGCGGCGCGCCAUGGCGGAAGUAGCUAUUCUUGCAGUGGCUGGGUGGUUCUUGGCGCCCACCAUCAAGGAGCUCAUGGACUGGGCACGCUCCGAACUAGGCGAAAGGUACCGAUUCCGCAAGGACUUCGAGGACAACCGAGAGAAAGUGUUUAGAGCUCUACAGGCAAUGCGAAGCAACGUUGAUGACAUGAAGAAGUACUCCAUCACGGACCCACAUGUUUGGUUCAGCCUGUGGGAAUUACUGGAUGCAAUUCAAGAUGCGGCGGAGGAGUUCAUGGACAAGUUCCAGUACGAGCUUGUUGAGUUCAAGGGAAGGAAAAAUAGAUUUGAAGGAUCUGCAAAAAAGCUGAAGCAGCUGCUCGGUAGUGCAGAGGACGCCAAGAAGAACUCAGAAGGCCUCCUCAAGAGUUUACGGGGAAAACAACAACACAACCCAAGGCCCGGCAUCGUCCCUACGACUUCGGCAAAAACAACUAAGGAGUUAUUUGGGUACAGGCAGGAGCUUGACAAUUUGGUAUCAAAACUCACCACACCCAGUGAAGGAGGAACUAGAGUUGUGGGCAUCAUCGGCCAUGGUGGGAUUGGGAAGACGGAGCUUGCUCGGUGGGCAUUCCACCAUCCUGACACUAGGACAAAGUUCGGCGAGCUCCGCAUAUGGGUGUGCGUCUCCGGCAUGGUCAAACAAGAUGAUCUGUUAAAUCAGAUCUUCAAGUCCACAUGUCGAGGGGAUCCUCCUCCUCCUUCAGCCAGUCUUGAGGAAAUGAUUGCAAAGAAGAUUGAAGACGCCCGGCGGCCGUACCUCCUUGUGCUCGACGACGUAUGCAACGACGAAACCAGCGAUGAGUUGCAAAGGAAGACGACCUGGGAGAGCGUGCUGGCCCCGUUCAAGCUGCAGGAGGGUGCAAACAAUAAUGGAAGCCGGAUUCUUUUGACAUCUCGAGCUCAGAUUUGUUUGGAUACUCUAGGUAGGUGUAUGGAUGCAAGGUCACAGCGACGAAUAAAAAUCGCCCUCAAUGGGAUCAACGACACUGCACAACUCAAGCUCUUGCUCAUGGAGGAAGCACGAAAACAAACUGAAAGUGAGGUCGUGUCCCAGGAACUGGAGGAACACCUUGAGAAAGAUGUUGGCAAGUUACAUGGCUCCCCGUUGGCAGCUCGCAAAUUUGUCAGCCUCUCUGCUCCUGCAGGAAAAAACCCGGUGAAAAGCACUUCUAAAAAGGAGAGAAGUCUUUUGAAGAAUAUCACAAUCGAACGUCGCAUUGAAGAAGUUCUUGUUAAAGAUCAUCUCUCAAGCUUUGAGGUGCUACCCUCGCACCUGCAGCGUUGCUUCGCAUUCUGCAGCAUAUUCCCAAAGGGAUGGAGAUUUGAAGUGGAAAAGCUGACGAGGAUGUGGACAGCUCUCGGUUUUGUGGAGGCUCCGCCGAGAAAGGGUGGGAGGACCGUGGACCACGUAGCAAAGGAGUACUUUGAUGCUCUGGUGGAACGCUCUUUGUUCCAACAAGUAGUAGGCACGUCCUACUAUGAGAUGCACGAGCACAUCCACUCCAUGAUACGGAUGGUCUGUCCAAGCUAUUACCAUAGGAUCGAUAGAAGAAGCAGUGACACUACUGUCCCAGCAACAGUUGGCCACCUAUCUGUGACCACGGAGUGUUUGGGCCAGCUCCAGGCAGCAGUUGGUUUGAGAAAGCUUCGGACAUUACUAGUCUUCGACAAGGAUGACGAAGACGGUGCAGAUGCUGCAACUAGUUCAUCGGCCAGCAGCAGCAGCAUAUCAACUGAUGAAAUUCUGAACAAGUUGAUUCCUCAAGAGAAAAAAGACCGGGAGAACAAGUUCAAGGGUGUGAGAGUGUUGGAUUUAUCUAACACGACACGCAUCACUGCGGUACCAUCAGGCAUCGGUGAGCUCGAGCAUCUGAGGUACUUGGGCCUUCCUAGCACCAUCGGAUGUCUCGGUAACGAUGUCACCAAGCUACUACCCCUGCAGACACUGAGUGUCAUCUUCAGCAGUGACGACGUCCGCCUUCCCGAAGAUAUGAGACGCUUGAUCAACCUGCGGCACCUUGAUAUGGGCAAGGAGAAGUACAUCGCACAGAUAGCUGGCAUCGGGAGCAUCAAAAUGCUGCAGGACUCAGUUGAGUUCCACGCGCGCAGGAUGGAACAAGGGCACGACAUGAGGGAGCUGGAGGGGCUCAAUUCUCUCCGCCGGAAGCUCACCAUAAAGUGCCUUGACAAGGUCGAAAGCAGGAACGAGGCCGAGAGUGCAGGCCUCAGGGCCAAGGUACAUCUCAAGACUCUAGAACUCAAGUGGGGGCGGCGGAGUGACGGUGCAGCUAGAGGAUCGGCGCAGAGCGAUCUGGAAGUCCUCGAAGGCCUCCGACCUCAUGCAAACCUCGAGGAUCUCAAGGUACAGAAUUACGUUGGCACCAAAUCACCUUCCUGGUUGGUCAGCCUGGAGAAGCUGAGGUGCCUACAACUGAUCAACUGCCGGCUCGACAGACUGUCUCUCGGUGCUUUUCCAUCGCUGAGGACCAUGGUGUUAACCGACAUGGCCGAGCUUGUCGCAUGGGAGGGCGUCACCGGCGAUGGCGAUGGCAGUGGCAGUGCAAUGGUAUUGUUCCCUAACCUCCGAAAGGUGGAGAUUGUCCGCUGCCCCAACUUACGGUCGUUAGAUGGCCUCCUAUGCUGCCGUUUGCUCAACCACCUGCACGUCGAGGGAUGUCCAGUCGUCAAAGGAGAAUUUAGAAGAAGCAAGUUUCGUCCAGACCUACGACUGAAUGAUAACACGCCUGAUUGGCCUCAUGAGCUGAGCUUCGUCAAAGAUGAAGAGCCGCCGCCUUCCCGUGCAGGUGGCCAGAUGAGAGACCGUCUAGCAGGGCAGCCUCUGACUCCGCUAACUGCAGGUGGCCAGAUGAGAGACCGUCCACUGCAGCCUCCGACUCCACCUCAUCGUGAAGGUGGCCAGAUGAGAGACCGCCAAGGCCAAGCUGAUGGUCUUCCCUCCCCUAGCCGUCGUCAAAGGAACGGUGUCGACACUCCUCCAUGGGUUCUUCUAAUUAUUAUUGCUUUAAUAAUGUGGUACUAUAGCAAUCUCUUGGUUCUUCUAAUUAUCAUUGUUGUAUGGCAUGGUACCAAUCGCUGAUGUGGCUUGCCAUUUGCCUUUUCUAAUUCCAUGGAGUGGAUAUAUACCUUAAGUUUCUUCGACCACCGCACCACACAUUUUUUUUUCUUUUUCUUUUUUUUUCCCUUUUGUCUUCAAGCUCUGGGUCUGGGAUAUGAUUUCAGGCUUCAUGGGCACUGCUCCAUGAACACAUAUGUAUUGUAUAACUUGCAUUGAUGUUGGAAUAAUAAGUUUGUUGUGAUGUGA